This is a messenger RNA of Leptomonas pyrrhocoris, 429 nucleotides long. RefSeq lists its product as hypothetical. The coding region runs from base 1 to 429 and encodes 142 amino acids. The record is from RefSeq and is a predicted model, not a curated record. The transcript has a single exon. NCBI's taxonomy places the organism in Eukaryota, Euglenozoa, Kinetoplastea, Trypanosomatida, Trypanosomatidae.
AUGCGACCAGAGAUCCCCCAGUGUGUGGACGAUCUCCUUCACCUCCUUGGAGCAGACUGCUUUGCACACAGCCUAAGCAAACAGCAAACAUCAGUUUCUGAUGUCAGGAAAAAGAGCAAUGGCUAUUCGGACGCACAAGGCUACCGCCCAGACGAGCCACUUCUACACGUUUCGAUACACCUCGACGCAGUGAACGCCGAGAUGGGUAGCGUACACGACCUGAGGGCCAGUUUCUUUCAGGUCGAGCUCCCAGAAAGAGAUCAAGAAAGCUCCGUCUUACCAGAUCCGAAUAGCGGUACACAGUGGUGCUUGACGCGGCCUCCGAUGGGACACUUGGCCUCACCGGAAAUCGUGCAAAUCCUCACGUCCACCGUGGCAGGCCGUCCGAAGUGUGCGGGCAAAAGGAUCACCGUGAACGGCCAGCCCUGA